Molecule: messenger RNA, 1761 nt
Organism: Lecanosticta acicola
Lineage: Eukaryota; Fungi; Ascomycota; Dothideomycetes; Mycosphaerellales; Mycosphaerellaceae
Source: the annotation of a GenBank genome assembly
AUGACUCUCUUUAUCCUCACCGAGACCUCCGCAGGCUAUGCGCUGCUCAAGGCCAAAGACAAGAAGCUUCUCAAGCGAGAUGAUCUCGCAAAGGAGGCCGAGACUGCGGAAGGCGUGUGCAGUCUGUUGAAGAUGAAGCAAUUCCACAAAUUUGAGAGCGCCAGUUCUGCGCUGGAAGAGGCUGCUGCUCUGACAGAUGGCAAGGUGCGGAAAUGCUGCGCGGCAACGGGCACACGCGACAACGAGGACUAAUCGGAUAUUUAGGUCACACCAACGCUUGCGAACAUGCUCAAGUCGAUCAAGGACGAGAAGAAAGUCUCUCUUGCCGUCGCAGACCCAAAGCUUGGUAAUGCCAUCAGCAAGCUACCCGGCCUUCAGAUCACGCCCAUCUCCGACUCGACCACCGCAGACCUCUACCGCGCUAUUCGUGAACACCUACCCUCGCUCAUCCCAGGUCUCAUGCCGGAAGAUCUUAACACAAUGUCGCUCGGUCUAUCACACAGCCUAUCAAGACACAAACUCAAAUUCUCGCCUGAUAAGGUGGACACCAUGAUCAUCCAAGCUAUUGCGCUGCUGGACGACUUGGACAAGGAGCUCAACACAUACGCAAUGAGAGUAAAGGAGUGGUAUGGCUGGCACUUUCCAGAGAUGGCGCGUAUCAUCAACGACAACCUGGCAUACUCCCGCGUUAUUCUUUCGAUGGGCUUCCGAUCCAAUGCUAGCAACACAGAUUUGUCCGACAUUCUGCCGGAGGAGAUUGAGGGCGCUGUCAAGGGUGCUGCUGAAGUCUCUAUGGGUACCGAGAUUACCGAUGAAGAUUUGGAGAACAUUCAAGCGCUUGCCGAGCAGGUUGUUGGCUUCACCGAAUACCGACAGCAGCUAUCCUCGUACCUCUCCGCACGUAUGCAAGCGAUCGCACCCAACCUCACGACACUGGUGGGCGACCUCGUCGGUGCUCGCUUGAUCGCACACGCCGGCUCUCUCAUGAACCUCGCCAAGUCACCCGCCUCUACCAUUCAGAUUCUCGGCGCUGAGAAGGCGCUCUUCCGGGCGCUGAAGACAAAGCACGACACACCCAAAUACGGUCUCAUCUACCACGCGUCCCUCAUUGGCCAAGCAUCUGGCAAGAACAAGGGCAAGAUCGCACGUAUGCUGGCUACCAAGGCAACUCUUGGACUGCGUGUUGAUGCGUUGAGCGAUUGGGGACAAAUUGGCGAAGGCGACAAGGAAGAGCCGACUGAAGAAGAGAAGGCCAGCGUUGGAAUUUCAGGCCGCGCCAUGGUCGAGAGAAGGUUACGAGGAUUGGAGGGCAAGCCUUUGAAGACUAGUGGUGUUGCAAUUGGACCACAAGGACAAAAGCAGCCCGGCAAGUGGGAAAUCAAAGAGGCGAGGAAAUACAACCCUGAUGCGGAUGGUAUCUCGGCCGACGCUAAGCCUGCACUUGCCAACGGCGACGGUCCUUCAUCGCCAAAGAAGCGCAAGCUGGUCGAGGAGGUCGAUGCCACUGCCGCCGCCGAGCGAGAAGAUGACGAGGACGAAGAUGAGGCUGAUGACACCCUUGUCAAUGGCGAGAGCAAGACCGAGACCAAGGAGGAGCGCAAGGCCCGCAAAGCAGCAAAGAAGGCCGCGAAGGAGGCCAAGCGAGCUGAAAAGGAGGCGAAGAAGGCAGCAAAGGAAGCCAAAGAAGCAAAGGACUCGAAGAAGCGGAAGCACGAUGAUGAGGCCGAGCCGAAAAAGAAGAAGCACAAGAGCAAGGCUUGA